AUGCUGAAUUACAUUGAACAAAAGCAUGUUGAAGUUUGUUCCAUAGAUGAAUCCAAUGAGAAGCCAGUAUAUUACCUUCCUCAUCAUGCUGUAAGAAAGAAAACGCAAUCUGAAACCAAGUGGAGAAUUGUGUUUGAUGCUUCCUCGCAUGCUCCAGGAAUGAUUUCACUGAACGAUACCUUGGAAGCUGGCCCGAAUCUUCUUCCUGAAUCUAUUGGUUGUCUACUAAGAUUUCGAUUGCAUGAAUUCGCUGUUACAUGUGAUGGUAAGCAAGCUUUUUUACAGUUGUCACUACAUAAAGAAGAUAGGGACGUCACAAAAUUUUUCUGGUACAAAUUAAAAUCUGAUUCAUCUCAACCUACUACUUUUACAGAUGAAAUAACUGUUUACAGAUUUACUCGUUUACCAUUUGGCCUUACUUGCAGUCCGUUUUUACUCUGUGCUGCGACACGAGAAUUGGCUGCAAAACAUAUCGCAGAAUUUCCAAUUGCUGCACCAAUGAUAGAUAAACAUCUCUAUAUGGAUGACUUUCUUGCUAGUAUGGAAACUGAAUCACGCAUUAUAAUGCUAUAUCACGAGAUCAAGAAUUUAAUGGCUCUAAUGAAAUUGCCUAUGGAAAAAUGGGCUACAAACUCUUUGAAACUCAAAGAUGUACUACAAACACAUGAAGAAUCUCACAAAACGGAAACAACUGUCUUAGGUAUUGGCUGGAAUACAAACUUCUGA
Molecule: messenger RNA, 726 nt
Organism: Stegodyphus dumicola
Lineage: Eukaryota; Metazoa; Arthropoda; Arachnida; Araneae; Eresidae
Source: RefSeq, a predicted model, not a curated record